GGAUCAUAUGAGUGUGUGUAUCAUCUUGAUGAACUUGUGUGUAUCAAGGUUAUUUACAGUUGAAAUUCAUAAUAAAAAAAGAUGUAUGAGACGGAUUAGCACUAUAAUAGUGAUAAAUCAAAGGAGUAUCAACAUAUUGUGGACUAUAUACUUCAUAUAAUCUAUAGAAGAACACAACAAAAAUAUACCUACGUAAUAAUAUUAUCACAAUCAUUAUUCUCUGAGUGCAGUUAAUGAAACGAGAUCGGAUUCUCUAUGUUGUUGAAGAAGAACAUAGUGGAAGUUCAGAUCACAGAGAUGGAUUUAAACUUAGCUUUCAUACUGGUUCUUAUCCAUCUCAAAUGUUUAUUGAACUUCAAGAAUUGGUACCAAGAGUUGAAGGUGGAUUACAAUUUGAUGAAUCCAUCUUUAAAAUGCCAGUAACAGCACAUUUCCGUGUUCUUUGGCUAGAAACUGCAAGAUGGGUAAAUUUUGAAGAAAAUUUCAAUGAAGUUGAACAACGUUUCACUGAAGCGCAUGUACCUCCAAUGAAAUUUUCUUGUAUAAACAAUUUUCGAGAUAAAUUAUCACAAUACUUGAAAAUUAUACACAGUGAUGCACUUACACUUGGUCAAGCUCUUGAUGAAGUUGCAAAGUUUGCACUUUCUCAAGAUUGUAUUCAAGGCAAUGAUCAGUAUGAUGUACUUCGGGCUAUUUUAUUUGCUGAACGUUGGCAUCCAGAUGUUAAAGGUCAUAUUUCUGAUGAAGCUGAAUUUGAACAAUAUUGGGCAGGAUACCUACCUGAGGGUGUUAAUCCUGCUUACGAAAAUGACGAUGGAAAGAGAGCUUUAAGAAACUUUAAAUUGGGAUCAGCUCGAUCAUCCAUUUCUUCGUUAUCUGCUGAUGUUAAGAAACCGGCAUUUUUACAAAGAGCCUCUGUAGCAGCAAUGGGAUGUAGAAAUAAGAAAAAUACUUCUAUAAGUAGAGGAUCUGUUUCAACAAAUGAUUUCAAACCUAAGCUUUCCCUAGGCAGUAGAGAACAAGGAAGCAGUUCACUUUCUAAAGCGCUUAGUAUUCAUCAUGAAUAUCAACAUCCAUAUCAUCGAUAUAAUCAACCAUUAACUAAUUGUAUGUCAACUGGUUCAGAAGCCUGUACUGUUAUUUGUGGACAGGUGGAAUUUUUAAAAGCACCAAUUGUUAUCCUGCUAAGAUUAAAUAAAAGUAUUCAACGUUCAUGUAUUUCUGAAGUGGAUAUUCCUGUACGCUUUAUAUUCAUUUUUAUUGGACCACAAAUUGAUGAUUGGAAUUAUGCUGAAUUGGCUCGAAUAUUUGGUGUCAUGAUGACUAAUGAUGCAUUCCGUGUAUCCACCUAUGAUGCGAAUACUGUCGAUGAUCUUAUUAAAGCAAUUGACAUUUUUAUGCAAGAUUCAUUGGUAUUGCCGCUUUCACGUCAUUACAAUGCAAAUGCUCUGGCUGGAAUGACGCGACAGAUUGAAGCCUAUCGAAGAGAAACAGUAAUUGAAAGAGACGUUGAUCGACGCGUACGAGCUUUAUUUACAGUAAGAAGAGCCAAUGAACAAUCACAGAACAACUUAGUUAAUGGAUCAUUCCCUCAACCUUCAUUCAGUGUUAAACAACAAGAUGGUGUAAUAAAACCUGAUGGAGAUAAACCAACAGUUCAACCAACUGAAAUUGAAACACCAAAACCUUCAAAACGUCAAAACUUUCUACGUGAUUUUUGUCCACCAUUUAUUGAAUUAGCUCGAGGUAUUAAACCAUGGAUUAAACGUAUGCCAGGAGAUUACAAAGAUGCUGUGAAAAAAGAAAAUAUAGGCAUAGUAUUUGGCAGUGUGCUAUUCAUUUAUUUUGUCAAUUUGUCUCCAUCAAUUACAUUUGCUGCAUUAUUAAAUACACAAGUUGAUCCAUCCUACACUGUGACACUAACACUGUUAGCAGUUGGAGUAUACUUGAUACUUUUUACACUUUUAUCUGGUCAACCACUAGCAAUAAUUGGUAUAUCUGCUCCUAUAUACAUUGUUGAAUCGUCACUGGUAUCAAUAUCAAAGAGUACUGGAGUCGAUUUCAAACAGCUGAGAGUAUGGACUGCAUUCUAUUGUGCUAUAUUUGGUUUUUUAUUUGUUGGAUGUAAUAUGUCUGGUAUAGCUAAUCAUAUACGCAGAUCAGUCGAAGAAGUCUACAAUUCAUUUAUUGGAUUCUUUUUUUUAUUGAAAGCUCUUUUUACAAUGUUUUUAUUAAUUCCUUCCAAACCAAAGGAUAACUCCAUAGCUGCCAGUUUGUUUUAUUAUCAGAGAUUAGCUGUAGCUGGAGUUACUUUAUUUUUGGCAUUUAUCAUGCUUCAGUUUUGUUUGAUUCUUGCUCAGUUGAAAAGAGGAAAUUAUUUCAGAAGAAAUAUUCGAAAACUUUUAGGCGCAUUGAAUGUACCUCUGGGUAUGCUAUUAAUUACUGGAUUAGAGAGAAUAUUUUUUAGAGGUUAUAAUUUACCAACUGUAAAUAUACCUCCAUCAAAUCAAGUGAAUGCUUCAACAUGGAUGAAUUCACCAAAUUUUUCACGUUUAUUAGACUACAGUAAAGCUCCAUCUACACUUAUCCAUGGUACUUCAGCGGCUCUUGGAAUAGCUUUAGCAAUAAUUAUUUUUACUGAAGCUGCUUUAAAUGGUCUAACAGCAAUGAAAAAUAAAGCUGCAAAACCGAAUAUUUUUGUAAUGGAUUUAAUAUUAUUACAAAUUGCAUUCCCAAUUAUUAGCGGACUUACUGGUUGGCCUUUUGUGUCUGGUACAACAGUUCGUACACUAAGCAAUCUUGUUGCAUUAGUUAAAAUGGAUCAAAGUCCAGCACCCGGUAUGCCACAUAAAAUUAUUGGAACUGUCGAACAACGUGUCAGUGGGGUAUUUGUUGGACUUCUGGUGGCUCUAUCAAUUUUUCUAGGAUCCAUAUUGAGUCAUAUUCCUCUUGCUGCUUUAUAUGGCAUGUUUCUUUAUAUGGGUGUAAUGGGUUUGCGAGAUUUACAGUUUGUUUUAAGAAUUUGCUCAUUAAUGAAACGUCGAAAACAUUGGGAGGACUGGGAAUGUGUUCGAGGUCUACCCAGCCGCCAUAUACUAGUCUUUUCACUAAUUCAAGCCGCAGUUGUUCUGAUACUGGUUAUCCUGAAUAUUAUUUCUGAUUUUACGCCUCUCAACUAUGUUGGCAUUAUUUUCCCAGUUGUUAUCCUUUUCUAUGGUCUUAUUCGUGAGUUUGCCCUACCAAAAUGGAAAUGGUUAGCCUUAUAUCUUCAUCAGCUUGAUCGUAAAUAUAAACUAAAUCCAAGUACUAUGCGUAAACCAUCAUCUGCAGUACGUAAUUUAUCUACAGUUCGUAAAGAAAGUAUUGCUAGUUUUGCAUCUGGUGGGCUAACUGUUACAUCACAAUUGAAGGCCAACAACUUUAUUGAAUAUAUAAAUGAUCAUGAAACAACUUCAUACAGUGAUUUUAGUGAACAUGAAGAUGGUGUCGUACGACGGACUUGGGCAACAUAAUAAGUACAUAUAUAUGCAUAUAUUUGUCUAUUGAAAGAAAAUCUCUUCCUUUAUAUUUCUCUGAAGAAAAAAAAAUAGAAACAAAAUUAAUCGAAAUAAUGAGUUUCAUUCACUGUGUUCUAUUUUCGGUUUUCACCUAUCGUUCUUUUAUUUUACAUUAUAAUGUAGUCGUAUUACUCAUAGAUCAGUAGGCAGAGAAGAGGUAUUUUUAGUAUAUUUAUUUUUUUGUAGAUAUGAAUACAAAUCAUUACACUCUCGUUAUUCCAAUCUAUCAUUACUAUUAUUAUUAUUACUUAAGUCUUUAAGUCUUAGAUGACGUCGCACACCCGCUUAUCUCUCACGUCUAUCCGUCUUCCUAUACAAAAGAAUAGAAACACGGUCGUCAUUAUCAUUUUACAGGUUAUGAUUAUUAGUUUGUACAAGUGUAUACAAUAAUGUAACUCUUAACUGCAUAUCCUUCUUUGUGGAAUUUUGAUGCUUGUGCAAAUAAAAUGUGCCUGGAUACACUUUACACAUACACACACACACUCAUGCCUGCCUACUACAUACAGACAUAUGCACAACUCGUAAUUGUACAUGUAUAGGAAUUAUAUAUACAUACGCAUAUAUACAAGAUUUCUUAUCCCAUUCCAUGUUGAUUCUGUUCACAUUCUUCCACAUAAUAAUGAAUGCCCUAGUGUUUGUUUUCUGUUUGGAGUUUUCCCCAGUUUUCUACCAUGAAAUUUAUCGCACAAUAAUUUAGCAUUUGUUUGUGAAAAGAAUUCCACUAUACACACACACACACACAAUUGGUUGCUUAUUUUUGAAUCUUACACCAUAUUUUUGUGCCAUCUGUUUAGUUCACCACAUUGUUCCUUCGUUUUCUAUCAUUAUUAUUAUUAUUGUUAUUGUCCCUCAGUUUUUUCACUCAUGUCUGUUGUAUAAGCCGAUUGUUAGCAGAUAGGGAAUUUAUAUAUACAAUGGAAUGAAUGGAUCAAAUGCCAAAUUAAGAAAAUAACAAUAAUAAUAAUAAUACUUUACACUAAAAUUUUCAACUUAUUUUUUCACACAUAUUUGUAUUUGGUUCACAAUACACACAUAUACAUACACACAUACCAUGGUUUAAAACUUGUUCGAAUAUAUAAUGGAAAAAUAACAAUAAUUCAACUAUUUUGUAAUAAAA
Trichobilharzia szidati is the source of this 4674-nucleotide messenger RNA. Lineage: Eukaryota; Metazoa; Platyhelminthes; Trematoda; Strigeidida; Schistosomatidae. The record is from the annotation of a GenBank genome assembly.